Messenger RNA from Patella vulgata (common limpet), 1946 nucleotides. RefSeq names its product protein mab-21-like 2. Bases 290 to 1396 code for a protein of 368 amino acids. The transcript has a single exon. Lineage: Eukaryota; Metazoa; Mollusca; Gastropoda; Patellidae. The record is from RefSeq and is a predicted model, not a curated record.
ACUCUCGAGAGUUGUUACAGUUAUUAAAUACGAGGAAAACAAUUGUAAUGAAGAUACGGUGUUUGCAGUCUGAUCAUUGAAUUACUCCUCUUUUCAUCUCCGUCUAUAUUGGCGAUCUUUUAGCAAGUUUGGUCAACAGUUUUGUCACCAACCAGGGGCGAGAAGACUUUCACAUCUACUGUCCUAUAUGUGAACUCAUACAUAAGACAGUAGGUAAAUACUGUGUAAUUUGAAUCAACUUGAAACAAACGUCUUCAACACACAGACUGUGGAAUCAAAAUAGGCACGAAUGCUUUUGGAAGGCAGUUCCCCCGAAAUGAUGGCCGCACAGUCCAAGCUCCUAUUUCAGUUGAAUAAGUUUUACAACGAGAGAGUGGCAGCGAGGAAGAGCAACAUUAAUAAAACUAUACGAGAAGUAUGCAAGGUAGUCCAAGAUGUCCUUAAGGAAGUGGAAGUACAGGAACCCCGGUUUAUCAGUUCCUUGACAGAAGUGAACCAACGAUAUGAAGGACUUGAAGUCAUCGCGCCGACAGAAUUUGAAGUGGUUCUAUAUUUGAAUCAAAUGGGUGUAUUUAACUUCGUUGACGAUGGAACUAUUCCAGGAUGUUCUGUGUUAAAACUGAGUGACGGCAGAAAGCGUUCCAUGUCUCUGUGGGUUGAAUUUAUUACAGCAUCAGGGUACCUAUCGGCUAGAAAAAUUCGUUCCAGAUUCCAAACUCUGGUAGCUCAAGCCGUAGACAAAUGUAGUUACAGGGACGUAGUUAAAAUGAUACCCGAUACAACCGAGGUCCGACUACGGAUCAAGGAGAGAUUCAUUGUUCAAAUCACACCGGCAUUCCGAUGCGGGGGUAUAUGGUGUCGGAGUGCAGCACAUUGGCCUGUCCCACAGAUUCCUUGGCCGAACCCGAACUUGGUUGCCGAAGUAAAGACCGAGGGGUUCGACCUAUUAUCUAAAGAGAGCAUCUAUAUGAAGGAUAAACAGUCGGCGGCCGAGGGAGACGCAUGGGUGAUGUCAUUUAGAUACGCAGAAGAUCGUUUAUUAUAUGGCGGAUGUCGAAGAAAAUGUUUGAGUAUUUUGAAAGCAUUGAAAGACAAACAUUUUGACGUUCCUGGGCAGCCAAUCUUGAAUUACCACAUGAAAACCCUACUUCUUUACGAAUGUGAAAAACAUCCCCGGGAAGCCGAAUGGGAUGAUACGUGUUUGGGUGACAGACUAAACGGGAUUCUCUUACAAUUAAUAUCGUGUUUACAAAAUAGAAAAUGCCCGCAUUACUUCUUACCUAGCGUGGAUUUGUUCAAGGGAAAAUCUACUUCGGGAAUGGACAAUGCCGCGAAACAAGCUUGGAGAAUUUUGCGAGAACUUUUAACAAACCCUAGAAGUUUGGAGAGAUUAUAAAAUGCUCAAGAGGUUUUCUUCCCUCUCAAAUUGUGGUGUAAAUCUAGUUGUUGAGAUAAUGUGACAAACUUUUAGUUUGUUAUCAAUUAUCUACGGUGUUGUUCAAGUUUUAACUAUUCAAAUAUUCCAGUUUAUUAUAUGAUAAAUGUGCUUCAUAUUUGGAUUAAUUCAUUUCUUUACCUACUAGGGUAAGUUGAAAUAAAUAUAAAAAAAUACCCAUUUUUUUAUGAUUUAAAUGUCUAAAUCAUGAAACGAUUUGAAAAGUGUAUAGUCUUAAAUCCAUAAUAACUGAAAAAUUAUUUUGUGUACAUUAGACAUUACUUCAGCACAGACUAUUCGUCGCUUCUUCAUUUGAAGAAUUAAAAUGUUUCUUGUGUAAAAAUGCUAAGUCAUAAAAGAUAGACAUGAAGUCUACAAUUUAAUAAUAUUAAUGCCAAAGUGUGUAAAUAGAACUAUUUUUAUGAUUAUUAUGUAUAUAUUUAUAUAUUAUUAUUAAUAUUAUGUCAACAUGUGUUAUGUAUUUAUGAGCUAUACGUGAAAAAAUAAAGUA